AUGCGUCAAUCCAUUCUUACUUUGUGGUUUACCACAUUCUUCACUUUGUUCGUACCCGUUCUCAGCUGCUACCAGAGAUUAUAUGUCUUCUACAAGGAAUACCAGAACUGCCAUGAAGCUCAGGCAUGGGGUCUUGAUCAGAAACUCAAACUGGAGUGCGCAGCGUUAGGCCAAAAGUUCAAGGACCUGAACGCGAAACCUGAAAUGCAGCAAAUUUUCGGCCGCGACAUCACAGCCGACAUGGCUGAAACUAUUACUCUGCCUGACGAUAACCCCAACUGCAUCGCUCAGCAGUGCGUCGUUACUGCCUGGAGAUACCGCGAAUGGCAGACCAACAUGGAGAACAAGGCACUUCCUAGCGUUAAUGGUUGGCGGUUCAACCACGCUUUUUAUGCACAGAAAGUCGAUUGCUAG
This is a messenger RNA of Pyrenophora tritici-repentis Pt-1C-BFP, 414 nucleotides long. RefSeq lists its product as uncharacterized. The record is from RefSeq and is a predicted model, not a curated record. NCBI's taxonomy places the organism in Eukaryota, Fungi, Ascomycota, Dothideomycetes, Pleosporales, Pleosporaceae.